CACACUCAUCGGUCAGUGUUUGGUUCCCAAGUGAGGAAGAGAGCGGACCGAACUUGCGGUCUGAACAUAUGAAACUUCAAGUUAACCCAUCUAUAAAAUGAUACAAGACAAUUAAGAUAAGUAGAAAGAGGACAGAGGUUUGAAGCUUUUGGGUUGAUAAAUAUCGAUGUAUUUCUACCAUGGAUCAAAUUUCCACGGGUUUAAAGUCUGUGUUUGAUGCAUGUGAUACAAAUGGCGACGGUUUCGUACGAACUCUCGAUCUCAUCCAGUAUUCUGGGGGUGGACAAGAUCGCUCCAAAGAGGAGGUUCAAACCUUGAUUGACAAACUCGAUCCCGAUGGAGUUGGUAGAAUAACCUUCGAGGAAUUCUGCAGGCGAUAUCGCGAAUUAGGUGGUGGAAAUGGCGAUGUUGAUGCUAUAGAUGGUGGAAAGCUCCCUUCUCAUGAUUCUGAGUUUUUGGAGGAUAGUUGUUUUGAGGGGGACAGCACAUACAGCACCACAUCAACCAAUGAUUACAAUGGAGAUGACGAUGACACAUUCCAAGAUCCAAGACCAUUCCAAGACCAUAACGGCUCAAGCUUUUUACGUAAUCAGAUGCAGUACUCUACCUUCCCACCACCUACUGAAUCUAAACGGCGAGCUAAGAAGCACCACACACCCCCGCGCCUAUGUAUUGACAGCUCCCAUCACUCAGACACAAGUGAAUAUCAGAGCGAGGAGGGCUACGAGGGAUAUGGGGAGAGCUUUAGUGAAGACAGUACACUGGGAAGCGGGACUCUUAAAGGUUCCAUGACAGAUCAACAAUUUCAUAAAUCAAUAAGCAGUAGUAGUUUACAGCAUAGAAGAGUAUCUGCAGCCAAAGCUGCUCUAAUGACAAGCAGCCCUGCCUACCGGUCAUACUCUGCAAAUACCAGCAGGCGAAACAGUUCAGAUGAUAUAUUUUAUGAUGACCGACCUAUGUCAGAUACUGAGGCUGGAGCAUCUUCUUUUUUAUACAAUGAAAUUCGUAGGUUAUCUUCUCAAGUUUCUAUGCUGACAGAGGAUCAUCACAUGCAGACAAACCAACAAGAUCGAAUCAAAUACGACAACAGGGAUCUAACUUUGAGAAUAAACGCGCUAGAAGAACAGCUAGAAGCACAGAAACUUUCCGCCUCUCAACUGGUUUCAGAGGAAUCGAAAAAACACAAGCAGGUCUUGACUAAACUGUCCAGAGAAAAUGAAGAACAUUUGAUAGAACUAAAAGAAAAACUCCACGACGCUGAAAAAGAAAUCGCCCAGUUAAAGACGAUAGAACCGAUGCUUCGGAAAGAGCUGGACGACUGUUUGGAGGAAAAGCGACAUCUCGUGCAACAGCGAGACGAGCUCGAGAAUACCGUGAACAAGAAACAGGAUGAAAUAGAAGCGCUGAAUGCUAAACUUGAGAUACUGACUCGUGAAGUCGAGGAGGAGAGGCAUCGAUAUGAGGAGGAAAUUGCGCACUUGACCGAGCAGCUCGAAUGCAUGGAAAGGACUAAGACAGAGGCCGAAGACAAGCUUGCUGAGAUGCCCAACAUAGCUCAGAGGAUAACCGACUUGGAAAAACUCGUGCAGCAGCUUACGAAAGAGAACAAUAAUCUGAAACAUACCAAAGACGACGCCCUCCUGGUUCAACUCACACAGAAUGGCCAUUACAAAGUGCAGCAGGAGCCAACAAAGUCUCUAGCGGACGAACUGAUGAGCGCGAACAAAGACACGGUUAUCGACGCCCUUAGGGACCAGGAGGAAGAGGCCCGCAGGCUUCGGGGAUACCUGGACUCACUGCUCAUGAUAAUCAUGGAGCACAACCCUUCACUUCUAGAGAUCACGUGAUAGCCAUGAGACGAUCACGUGAGAACCACGGAAUAAUCACGUGAUAACCAUGGAACGAUCACAUGAGAACAACGGAAUGAUCAGGUGAUAGCCAUGGAACGAUCACGUGAGAACCACGGGAUGAUCACGUGUUUGUCAUGGGGCGAUCACGUGAAAACCACGGACUUAUCACGUGAUAACCAUGGAACGAUCACGUAGUUACCAUGGGACGAUCACGUGGUACCCAUGGGUCAAAACCCAUCUCUACUAGCGAUGACGUGAGGAGUGCUUACGCUGUAAAAUAUAUUUAUGCAACCAUGAGUUUUUUUUAUCAUAAUGUAGGUACCACCAUGAAACUAGGUCUCCUUUUUAUUAUAAUGUAGGUACCACCAUAAAACUAGGUUUCGCUUAGAGCAUGAUCAUCCAAAAUGAAAUCCAUAAGAGAAAAAAUUUGUUGCCCAAGCGGUUUCCACUGGAAAAAAGCUGUUUGUUUUAUUUUUCAAAACUUUAAAGUGAUUAAUUACAGUUUUCAGUCAUUUUCGGUGAUUAGUUCACAGUUGGUAGUCCCGUUUUCGAUGGACUUCAGUUUUCAUUAGUUUUCGUGAUCAGUAGUAGACGGCGUAAAUAUAAUUUUAUUUUUGUGACUUAGUAUUUCAAAGCCGUUUAUUGUUUCUAUGCCACGAUAAUCAACAUAGAUAUAUGUUGUGUGUUAGCCAAUGAGAGGUCUCGAUGAGGUCACGUGCCUAGGUGUUUAGCCAGGUCUCGGUGAAGGGAGGUCUCGGUGAAGUCACUUUCAUGUGUUUAACCAAUGAGAAGUCUCUGUGAAGAUCACAUGUGUCUGCUUAACCAUCGAGAGGUCGUGGUAAAGGUCACACGUCUUGUGUUUAGCUAAUGGGAGGUAUCGGUGAAGAACAACACCACUGUUUAGCCAAAGAGGGGUCUUGGUGAAGGUCACUGGUCUUGUGUUUAGCCAAAGAGGGGUCUUGGUGAAGGUCACUGGUCUUGUGUUUAGCCAAAGAGGGGUCUUGGUGAAGGUCACUGGUCUUGUGUUUAGCCAAAGAGGGGUCUUGGUGAAGGUCACUGGUCUUGUGUUUAGCCAAAGAGGGGUCUUGGUGAAGGUCACUGGUCUUGUGUUUAGCCAAAGAGGGGUCUUGGUGAAGGUCACUGGUCUUGUGUUUAGCCAAAGAGGGGUCUUGGUGAAGGUCACUGGUCUUGUGUUUAGCCAAAGAGGGGUCUUGGUGAAGGUCACUGGUCUUGUGUUUGGCUAGUGAGAGUCUCGGUGAAGUCACAUUAUCUGUUUAAUCAAUGAGAGAUCGUGAUGAAGGUCACUUGUCUUGUGUUUAGCUAAUGGGAGGUCUAGAAGAUCAGAUGUCUUGGUUUAACCAAUUAGAGGUCUCGGUGAAGGACACAUGUCGUGUAUGUACCCGAUCAUAGUCAAACCACAAUACUAUUGAUUCCAGAAAAGUUCGGGAGUCACGCGGAAUCACACGUUAACGAAACAGACCAGUACAAUCACAUGAAAGCGUGACUGGUUUUUUAAAAUUUGUCUCUCACGGAAUAGUCUUUAUUAUUGAAAUAAUUUUACACAAACAAUCUAGCAAUAUGAUAUGAUAGACAAUAUGAUUGACAUUAAAAAUUCACUCAUAGAUAUUUUUGAGAUGUUGUAAAUAAUGUAUUGUAAAUAGACACAUGUAAAUACUAUUUGAUGCGCCAUGUAAAAUAAGAAUUGCAAUAAAAAAGUCUCCACCAUU
Molecule: messenger RNA, 3577 nt
Organism: Nematostella vectensis (starlet sea anemone)
Lineage: Eukaryota; Metazoa; Cnidaria; Anthozoa; Actiniaria; Edwardsiidae
Product: rab11 family-interacting protein 3
Exons: 14
Coding region: 180-1847 (555 amino acids)
Biological process (GO): endocytic recycling; regulation of cytokinesis
Cellular component (GO): cleavage furrow; endocytic vesicle; recycling endosome membrane
Molecular function (GO): calcium ion binding
Source: RefSeq, a predicted model, not a curated record